UCGGGUGGAUUUAAGGAUCGCUUUAAAGGAUUUUUACCCCAGCGCUGCGGGAACGCCCUGCCCGCUCCCAAGAUGGCGGCGGCGCUGAGGGGCUGAGGCCGCCCUGGCGCUCUCGGGCGGGAGCCGGCCCGGGCCUGGCGGGCGCUUCCCACACGUCUACGGGUAAAAAUCUAGUGGCUGCAUUCAGAAAUCCAGAAGAUGAUCGCGGCUGUGCCAGCGGCACGAGGAGCAAGGCGGCGCGGAGGCAUUCCCGGAGGAUGGAUGGAGAAGAAAAUCCUGAUGAAGUCCAAGGUUGCUGCUCCCAACCUCCUGAGGGCUCUGCAUUCCCUGUACCGGCUCGGGCACCUCUGCGACGUGACAGUCCUCACCCAACACCUGGGAAUUCAGGAGGAAUUCCUGGCUCAUAAAGCCGUCCUGGCAGCUUCCAGCAACUACUUCAAGGGGCUUUUCCUGCACCAGGAGAUGCUGGACACGCAGAAGUGCACGGUGACUCUGCAGGACAUCUACACCGAGGAGUUCACCUCCUUCCUGGAGUUCGUGUACACGGCAGAGGUGGAGAUCGAGGCAGGAAAACUCCAGAGGAUGAAGGAAAUUGCAGAAAGGCUGGAAUGCAAGGAUUUGCUUGAUAUCUGUGAGGAAGUGAAGGCAGAGGGCAGGAAGGGCUUGGAUUUGAGCCUCCACCUGAAAGGGCAGAGGGGUGAAAAUAGGGGAUCGCAGUGGCCUUGUAUCCAGCAAGAGGAAAACUCCAGGAACUCUUCCCAAGUCGUGGCAAUUCCCGUGCAGAGGAAACUUUGGGACAGGCAGAAACAUAAGGAGCUGCUGCCAGGCUAUGAGCUCAUUGAAAGCCAAGCAGGAGGCCUGGAGCAGGAGGCCACAUCUUUUCCAGCCCCAAAAUCCAGGCCGGCAAAGCUGCCCAAGAGCAGCAAGCCCCAUUCCCCAGCCAGACUGGGUGUGGAUGUCACCAGCCUGGAGAACAAGGGUGGCCAUUCCCUCGGCAGGGGGCAGGAGCGGAAGCGGGAAUCCCAGGCGUGUCCCUACUGUGACAAGGCCAUCAGCUCCAAGUGCGGGCUGGCCGUGCACGUCCGGACACACACCGGGGACGGGCCCUUCCGCUGCCAGCGCUGCCCCGCCAGCUUCGCCCACAGGGCUGCCUACACCGCCCACCUCAGGAAAAUCCAUGAGGCUGGGCAAGAGAGGAAACUCCUGCCUGUCUAUUGGAUGGUGGUUCCACCCACACAUGGCCCAAACCCCACGAGCCAUGACAAAGAUCCCGACGGAGAGACUUGGGAUGGGACACCAGAAACCUCAGGAUGUGAGGAAGAUGCCGGGAAUUCAUCCGUUGCUGAAGCAGAAAGGAGCAAGGAGCAAGAGGGAUCCCAGGAAGCUGAAGGAGGGAAUGAAGAUGAAGGUGGAAUGAGUGUGAAGGGCGAGGAGCAGGGAGAUUAUAACACAGGAUACUCGGAAGUCGGAGGAAGCAGGGACAACGUGGAAUGUUCUGAGGAGGAGGAUGAAGCCUCACCAGAGAAGGGCAGCAAAGAACCUGAACCAGGGUUUAAACUGAAGAAGGCCAGUAAAAGCGUGUCCAGCAAGAAAUCCAUCUACGUGAUCCAGUGCGACAAGUGCCAGGAGCAGUUUGUCUCCCGGAAGAAGUACGUGGAUCACUGCCGGGAUGUGCACCAGAGCCCGCCUGGCAAGGUGUACCGCUGCGAGGUGUGCAGCAAGGCCUUCGCCAGCUACACCAGCUGGAAGGAGCACCGUGCCUGCGUGCACAGCGAGGAGAGGAGGUUCUCCUGCAGCCUCUGCCAGGCCACCUUCAAGAGGAAGCGGGAUGUGAGGACUCACUCCGUGCGGAAGCACGAGGGCAGGGCCAAGCGGCCGCUGUGCUCCGUGUGCGGCAAGAUCCUGAGCUCCCGCACGGCGCUGGUAUUCCACAUGCGCACGCACACCGGAGAGAAGCCCUACGAGUGUGGCGUGUGUCACUCCAGGUUUGCUCAGCCUUCCCAGCUCAAGAUCCAUACCAGAUCCCACACUGGGGAGAAGCCCUACAUUUGUGAGGACUGCGGCGCUUCCUUUGCCGACAAAGGAAAACUCACCGGCCACAAAAGGACACACACAGGAGAGCGGCUCUUCAGGUGUGACGUGUGCGGGAAGCACUUUGCCACCAACGAGUACCUGAAGUGCCACAAGCGCUGUCACCUGGGAGCCAAACCCUACAGGUGUGAGGUCUGUGGGAAAGCCUUCGGACUCAGAGCCUCCCUGGCCCAGCACAGCAACGUCCAUGCAGGUUGCCCCAUCCAGCCUUGAACACUUCCAGGGAAUGUUGCAGUGUGAUGUCAUGGUUUGCCUCAGAUUCCUGGGUUUCUCCCUGAAAAUUUCCUCCCCAGGUGUGUCAGCCACCUCUCCCUCCCCCUCCCUUGCCCCUGCUGAGCGCUGUCUGUCAGUCCUGGCAUGUGAGAAGGGCGUGGAGUGACUGGCAAAAUUCAAAAGAUGCCCUGUUCCUGAAGGGACAUUGGGCCAUCCAGGUGUCAUUUGUCCCUUGAGAUUCCCUCCCCGUACCUGGUUGGUGGUGCCUCGUGUUCCUUCCCAGAGCUAAAAAGAACAGCAACCCCGAGGUUAGGGAGUUCUGUUGGAUCCAUUGCUGGAUUCAGAGGCCUGUGGGCCAGAAUAAAGCUCUGGAUGGAAACCCUCCAUCAGAACCGCCUCCUUCACCAUCCCCUUAAAGCUUCUCCGCCAGAGGGAAACCUGAGGAGCAGACCCUCUUAAAGGAGGAGGCUCCAUCCCACCAUCCCCAGAGCUCCUGCAUGCCUGGACUUGUCUCCAAGCGCCCAGCUGCAGCAUCCAGCCAGCCAAAAGUGUCUCUGGGGUGAAACACCCCAGUGCCGCUCUUUGGUUCAGCAGCGAGGGCCGGACAAGCUCAGGCACGUCCCGUCCGGCUGUAUUGGUAAAUUCCAAUAAGGGAAGAGCCAGCUGCUCUCUCCCACGUUGCUGUCCCUGUUAUUCCCAGAGACCCGUCCCUAUUUCUGCGAGCAGUGUGGCAAGGCCUUCACGCAGCAGGGCGCCCUGCGGCGCCACCAGCGCAUCCACACCGGCGAGAAGCCCUACAAGUGCCGCGCCUGCGACAGGACCUUCACCGACAUGUCCACCCUG
Molecule: messenger RNA, 3147 nt
Organism: Serinus canaria (Common canary)
Lineage: Eukaryota; Metazoa; Chordata; Aves; Passeriformes; Fringillidae
Product: GDNF-inducible zinc finger protein 1-like
Exons: 7
Coding region: 199-2304 (701 amino acids)
Biological process (GO): negative regulation of transcription by RNA polymerase II; regulation of immune system process; regulation of cytokine production
Molecular function (GO): protein binding; DNA-binding transcription factor activity; RNA polymerase II cis-regulatory region sequence-specific DNA binding
Source: RefSeq, a predicted model, not a curated record